AUGGCUCCGGAGCGCAUAUCAGCGCUGAUUGCGGAGCGCCAAGUGCACUUGAGGCGGCUCACACAGGCACGCGAUGAGGAGGCCUUGACCGCUGACAUCGAAAUGUUCAGGCCUCCCUUGACCGGGUUGUGCAGCCGCUGCAGCCGCUGCAGCCACGGCAUUCCCAUGGAUCCCAAGGCAGCCAGCCAUGGGAAGGAUCCGGUGUCGUCCCUGUCGUCCCGGCAAGCAGCUUACUGCAAAGAGAAUCGAGCUGUCAUUGUGGGAGUCACGCAGGCACGCUAUCGAAGUGCUGCAAAGCUUGGCGAUGUCUUAACAGUUCAGCUUUGGUUGGAGGAGGAUGCGCAGCACCACCAACGAUGGAAAGUGAGAUCAGUUGCAGAAGUCGAGUGUGUCUCAGCUGAGCUUCUUGUUGUUCAUGCAGCUCAAGACUUCUUGUCAUCCAGGAAGUGGCCUGCUUUCGCUGGACAACCCCGAGCAACACUGGUGCCAGCACGAGAGGAGUGCGCAUCCCCUCCAUCGAUCCAUGAUGUGCUUCGCUGGUUCGAGCGCUCUCGCAGCGACUUUCUUGGAGGGCCUAAAGCUUUGCAGCAAGUGAUGGAUCUUGGCAUCCUUGUUGUUGUGGCGCGUAUUGACGACUUUGAGUAUGACACAAAACUGGUAUAUCUGGGGUCGGAUGCAGUUGAUUGGGAGGUCCGUUCUGUUCUGGACAUCUCUAGAGGCAAACUGAUCUUUGACGAGCGGCUGAUCAUGCAGCCGAACUCGGAUUACGAAGUGGCGAUCGCACGUGCAAACGUCACAUGCGUCUGUAUUGAUGCGACAACACGUCGCAUCACCCGAGCACCAAAGAAGUUGCUCGAAUUGAUUAAGUAA
Molecule: messenger RNA, 870 nt
Organism: Cladocopium goreaui
Lineage: Eukaryota; Dinophyceae; Suessiales; Symbiodiniaceae
Source: the annotation of a GenBank genome assembly